Frankliniella occidentalis (western flower thrips) is the source of this 410-nucleotide messenger RNA. RefSeq lists its product as uncharacterized. The record is from RefSeq and is a predicted model, not a curated record. NCBI's taxonomy places the organism in Eukaryota, Metazoa, Arthropoda, Insecta, Thysanoptera, Thripidae. The annotation marks the transcript as partial. The transcript has 4 exons.
UUCAUCAACAUCGUCGUCAACCUUCUGGACGCCCUCAAGACCUCCUUCAGCCACCGCGCCAUCGCCGCCCGCUCAAUUGGGAAGAAGGACUCAGUGUCGGACGCAGCUGUCGCCGGCAUCAGCGUGCUCAAGGGCUACGUGAGGACCUACAAGACUAGCGACGACAACUGCAUGCAGAAGUUCCUGUGCGAGGCCAACAGGGAGUGCGCCGCCGACCAGCAGGGCUCGAGCGCCAUCUACUGCCAGCUGGGAUCGUACGCCGCCAGCUUCUUCCUGCAGAGGUCCACGGCCACGCCAUUCGACAUGUACUACGAGGCCGGGCGCCGGGGCAGAAGCCAGGGCUACGUGAGGACCUACAAGACUAGCGACGACAACUGCAUGCAGAAGUUCCUGUGCGAGGCCAACAGGGA